Numida meleagris (helmeted guineafowl) is the source of this 798-nucleotide messenger RNA. RefSeq names its product heat shock protein beta-11-like. Gene Ontology annotation, molecular function: protein folding chaperone. Bases 75 to 656 code for a protein of 193 amino acids. Gene Ontology annotation, biological process: response to heat; protein refolding. The transcript has a single exon. The record is from RefSeq and is a predicted model, not a curated record. Lineage: Eukaryota; Metazoa; Chordata; Aves; Galliformes; Numididae.
AGCAGCAGCAGCAGCAGCAGCAGCAGCAGCAGCAGCAGCAGCAGCAGCAGCAGCAGCAGCAGCAAAGGACAACGAUGCUUUGCCGGAUGCACCUCGCUCCAUUCGCCUCCAGCUCCCUGGCCACCCGGCUGGGCACGGUGAGGACCCUCUGGCCGCACGCAGAGACCAUCUUCAGCGAGCUGCAGCAGGAGAUGGAGAAGGCUCGGCAGUUCAUGAGCAGCUUCGAGCAGCUCCUGAGCAGCCACGGACCCAUCACCGCGGAGCAGGCACCCAGCAGCAGCGCGGCCCUGACCCAGGGCUCUGGGGAGGGCUUCUCCGUCUGCCAGGACGUGAAGGACUUUGCCCCCGAGCAGCUGUCGGUGAAGGUGGUGGGCAGGAAGGUGGUGCUGGUGGGGCAGAAGGAGACGCAGAGCACGGACGAGAAGGGCUCCUUCUCCUACAAGUACGAGGUGCUGAAGCGCGAGUGGGACGUGCCCGAGGAGGUGGACGCCGAGGCGCUGACCUGCUCCCUGUCCGGGGAGGGGCAGCUCCGCAUCGAGGCCCCCCGGCUGGCCCUGCCGCCGCCCAACGAGAGGAACGUGCCCAUCCAGCUGCCAGCAGCGGCGGCACAGCCAGCGGCCAACGCCGAGGACGGAGCAGAGCGGGCCAAGGCGUGACGGAGCAGCGCGGGGCCGGGCUGAGCCCGGUGCUGGGGCACCGCCGGCCGCAGAGCGGGGCCGUGCCGGCCCUGACGAGUGGGGGAUCUCUGGCCAAAGCGUGUAGAUUUUUUUGAUAUGUAAUAAAUGUCCCUGACUUUUA